CUGGUGAUUCCCCAAGUUUUACCGAUGGUGGAGAGACCUGUGUAUAAACAACACAGAUUUCUCCUCUGUCAGCUCCUGCACACUGCUUUGUAUGGCUCUGCAUUCAGAGCCAUACAAGCAGUGUGCAUACAGUGUAAAUUACACACACACAGCACACUGUAAAACAGCACACAGUUAACCCUUUGAUCAUCCCAGAUGUUGACCCCUUCCUGCCCAGUGUCAUUAGUACAGUGUCAGUACUUUUUAUUAGCACUGAUCACUGUAUUGGUGUCACUGGGGAUUUCAGUGACACCAAGUCAGUUCCCCCCCAGUGUCAGAAUGCAGUCCCUACAGUCCUGCUAUAAGUCACUG
Staurois parvus is the source of this 351-nucleotide messenger RNA. NCBI's taxonomy places the organism in Eukaryota, Metazoa, Chordata, Amphibia, Anura, Ranidae. The record is from the annotation of a GenBank genome assembly.